AUGCCAAGGGCCCUGAGAGCCCAAAGGCCAGAGAAGGACCCCGAUCGCUGGCCGCAACCUCCCGCCCCGCCUCCCUCCGAGCGGCCCCCGUGCAGCAGGCGCGGCUCCGGCCUCUGGGCCGCGAAUGCGGCCCUGCCGAGGCUAGGAGGCCCGCCAGAAGCGGGUGAGUACAGAUCGUCCCGCAGAAGAGCGGGAACGGCUCGAGGGGAGAGGCCUUCCUCCUCCCGGGCGCGGACUCCCAGCCCCGAAGCCGGCUCCUCCUACCUCCGGCGCCGCCGCGGCACCUUCUCAACCGAGAGCCUUGCGCUGGCGCAUGCGCCCCCCGGCGUCCCACGGAGCACGGCUUGUGCGCAGGCGCAGAGCGGUCGCGUCAGGGAAGUGGAGGGGGGUCUUCCCGUCUUCCUUUGCGGCCUCGGGGGGGCGCGCUACGGAGUGGGGCAGGGCGAGUGGGCGGGGCGAGGCGCGGCUCACCUGCCGCGGAGCGUGAGCGCGGGGAAAGGCGGUGGCGCGGGCGGGAGCCUCGCCCAGGGUGGCCCCGAGCCCCAACCUGUUGCGCCCGCAGGACCUUGGGGGGACGUCGAGGCCCGCGUAGGGGCCACGCUGCAGCCCGAGGCCUGGGCGGCGGUGCGGACGGCCGCGCUCAGAGGAGGGGAGGCGCGGGGCGCGAAGGGCCGGUGCCAAGGGCUUGGAGCGGCCCGGCCCGGUCGCCGUCGGUUACUUUCUGGCCGAGCAUCUGAGUUAAGUGGGAUCCCAGGCGCUGUACGUGUGACCGCUCAAGGCGAAGGAGAGUUGCGACUCGUGCCAGGGUCUCCUGGUGGCAAGAUGGAGGCUACCACCAAGAUGGCUGCACACGUGAAGCUGGACCCCACACAGCACCCCCACCUCAGGUCUUCCCAUCCCUUCCACAGAGAGCCUGCCAGCUGGGUUCAGCACCCCCAGGGGUUCUCGACUCUUGACCUGGGACACCAUGGGGGGGCACCUGUGACACACUCUUCCCAGGUCUGGAUCCUUCCCUUGGUGCUUCUCUACCCUAGGGAUUCUGUGGAGUUCUCUUUUGUUGGUUCCUAGUUAAUUUCUGUAAGUAAUUAAUUGUUCUCUGUACUGAACGGCCCUUGUCUCCGCGUUGGACCCACGGACAGACCUGGAUUGAAGAUAUUGUGGAUUUUAAA
Messenger RNA from Marmota flaviventris (yellow-bellied marmot), 1169 nucleotides. Lineage: Eukaryota; Metazoa; Chordata; Mammalia; Rodentia; Sciuridae. The record is from RefSeq and is a predicted model, not a curated record.